Molecule: messenger RNA, 2172 nt
Organism: Platichthys flesus (European flounder)
Lineage: Eukaryota; Metazoa; Chordata; Actinopteri; Pleuronectiformes; Pleuronectidae
Product: cell adhesion molecule DSCAM-like
Exons: 14
Coding region: 117-1880 (587 amino acids)
Molecular function (GO): protein binding
Source: RefSeq, a predicted model, not a curated record
GCACAUCAAGGACGGCGUCAUGUGAUGUGGAAAGAUUUCAAAGCUGAAACCACAGCGGUCUGGUUUAGUGUCCAUUAGCAGGUGAACUGGUCCUCCCAUCGACUGAGGCUUGUAAAAUGGUUGUAUUGGGCAGCAGACCCCUUCCUCUGUGCAGCAGUCUUCUUCUUGGUCUUCUGCUGGCCUUAGGUUGUGUUGUCACAGAGGCCAUUAUAGCCACAGUGGGAACAGAUGCAACUUUGUUAUGCAACUACGAUGCCAAGUACUACGGCAAGCUUCCUGUGUGCUGGGGCCGCGGAGCCAUCCCCAACAGCGGCUGUGCCAAUGAGGUGAUCAAGUCAGAUGGGACGUCAGUGGUCCAGAGGCUGACAGAGCGCUACCUGCUCAUGGGUAAUCUUGGCGGGGGCGAUGUGUCGCUGACCAUCAGGCAGGUGGAAGAGAGCGACUCAGGGACGUACGGCUGCCGUGUGGAUAUACCAGGCUGGUUCAAUGAUCACAAACACCAGGUGACCCUGACUGUGGUGGCAGCACGCCCUGACCCCCUGAUGGUGCAGACGAGGGAGGUGAAGGAGAGGUCGGUUACUAUUCGCUGGAAUCCUGUGUUUGAUGGAGGCAGACCCAUCACGUCCUACAUGGUUGAUUUGAAAAACAAACAAACAUCCUGGGACACUGGAGUGAGGACUGAAAUCUCAAAUCCUGAACUGACCCAGGUGACUUUGGUGGAUUUGCGUCCGGCCAAGUCCUACAACAUCCGUAUGUUUGUUGUUAACCUCAUAGGCAUGAGCGAGGCCAGCAACGUUCUGACAAUCACGACAAAAGAAGCAGCACCAGAGGGUCCGCCCCUGGACAUGCGGAUGGAGGCCCUCACCCCUCACAGUAUCAAAGUGAUGUGGAAGCCUCCGAGCGCUGAUCUCAGAAACGGGGUGCUGCAGAGUUACAGCGUCAGCUACAGAGAGUACGACCCUGCAGGCAGACAGUUUAAGAAGUGGCAGCACCAGAGUGUGACGGCCACCCGGGACCUGGAGACCCUCAUCCUGAGCAACCUGAAGCCUUCCACCAAGUACGGCAUACUUAUUCAGGCCAAAACCAAAGCAGGAAUCGGCCCUGCCUCAACUGCACCACUCUGCACCACUCUGGAUGAAGUUCAGACAACUUCAGAAGUUGUAACUGUGACGCCCACUUCUACUGAUACCACGACGCAGAGACAAGAACCUUCAAGUUUUACUACAGCAGUGGAGUCUGUUACUGAUGCCAUAGACUGGGAAGAAAGCACCACAAGCUUCACAUCAGUGCCCCCGGAUCCCCCGGUAGUCGAGUUAAAAGAGGUCAUAGACACUUCAAUUUCCCUUUGCUGGACUCCCAGCUUCGAAGGUGACAGCCCGAUUACAGGUUAUUACUUGGAGUAUAAAGCACUGAACGCGUCAUGGGAUUACAAAAAGGCAGUUGUAGACUUCAGCCCUAACGAGACAGAGGCCACAAUAAUAGAGAUAAAUCCCUCAACUUACAACAUCCGCAUGUUUGCCAAGAACAGUCUGGGCACCAGUAAAGCCAGCAACAUCCUCACCAUCACUACUGGAAGAACAGGUCAUCAGAAUAUUGAUUCUGUUACCACCGUAUCAUCUGACCCCGUAUCCUCUGCCCCUGUAUCAUCUGACCCCGUAUCCUCUGACCCUGUAUCACCCGAUGCUGCUGCGAUUGUCAACGGGAGUCAUAAUGGUCACCUGGCUGCCAUCGUGAUGCCGGUGGUCCUGGUGGUGUUGAUUGUUGCCAUAGUAACCACGUGGCAAAUUCGAAGGGUAAGACGGAAAGAAGGCAGCCUGAGCCUGUGGGUGAGCAAUGGACCACUACGUUUCAGAGAAUCUGAGUCACUGCAGGAGCUGUAAAACUCAAAGCUACUCUACACUUCAGCCUAUUGUGUCUUACAAUACUCACAAAUAAUGACUUUGUAAAAGGAGUGGUUUUUUGUCAUGUCUUUGAUGAAAGAUUUGAUUCGACUUCAGGUGUCUGUUGAUUCAAAUGCCCCCAAAAAAUAUCUAUUCUUAAAUAUACUGUAAAAAAUGUACUAAAGAAGCUGCAAUCACAACAAGGUGUUUUAUUUUAAUGUGAUAAUGUGUGUGAUUGGAUGGUACCUAAUCUUUGCUACAUUCUUUUAUGCUAAUAAACUUUUACACUGUA